AGGCUAGAGCAGGAUUUGCACUUCAAGCUUUGAACCUCACCCAUCUCCUUGCUGCGGGAUCGAAAGCCAUGCACCGGCGUCUCCUCCAGACCUCCUCUGGAGUUGUUCUAUUUCUUGUGAGCAUGGUGCUCCUUUCCACAAGGCGUUCCGGCAUCCAGGAAGCGGUCGGCAACCAGAGACUUUCAGGAGGGAUAUCUGGCAGAUGGGCAUGGAGGGAGAUGAUGCUGGCGGGUGGGGCAGACUGGAGAAACAGGAGGGAGACUGAGCAUGGAAAACAACUCAAGGGCCACGAUGACGGUGUGGCGCAUUCUGCUGCUGGGAAAGGCCUCUUGCUGGAAGAGCUUUUCAUCGCUGUCAAAACAACCCAGAAGUUCCACCAGUCCAGGAUGGGAUUGCUGCUGGAGACCUGGAUCUCCCAGGUUAAAGGACAGACAUAUGUCUUCACUGAUAAAGGAGAUGAUGAGCUACGGGAAAAACUGGGUGACCACGUGAUCAUCACAAACUGCUCUGCAGAGUACAGCCAUCCAGCACUUUCUUGCAAAAUGGCGGCGGAGUUUGAUGCCUUUUUGGUUAGCGGCCUAAGCUGGUUUUGCCACCUUGAUGACGACAACUACCUGAACCCACAAGCUCUGCUCAAGCUCUUGUCUUCCUAUUCUCCGGACCAAGAUGUGUAUAUUGGGAAGCCCAGCUUGAACAGGCCAAUUCGUGCCUCAGAAGCUUCGCCUAACAAUCAGACAAAGUCAGUGUAUUUUUGGUUUGCCACUGGAGGUGCUGGAUUCUGCAUCAGCAGGAAGCUGGCCCAAAAGAUGGCUCCCUGGGCAAGUGGCAACAACUUCCUGAUCACAUCUGAGCUCAUCCACCUCCCAGAUGACUGCACCGUGGGCUAUAUCAUUGAACGUAAGCUAGCCGGUCACUUGGUCCCUAGUGACCUGUUCCACUCUCACCUGGAGAACUUGCACGUCCUCCAGGUUCCCCAACUUACUAAGCAGGUCACUCUCAGCUAUGGCAUUUUUGAGAAGAAGCUCAAUGUCAUCGAGCUUUCUGGUCCUUUUUCUCCACAAGAUGACCCUUCCAGGUUCCGAUCGCUUCACUGCCUUCUUUAUCCAGACACUUCCUGGUGCCCACAGCCAGUCAUCCUGUGAAAACUGCUCAGAAGGUCUGACCGUGAAUGGUGGAGAAGAACAUGAGAAGAGCCCUGCUGGACCAAACCAAAGAUUUACCUAGCCCAGCCUUCUGUUCUCACAGUGGCCCAGGGGCCCAGGGGCUGGCCACAAGCAGGACAUCAGUGCAACAGUACUCUACUGCUCCUGAUCUCCAUCAACUGAUGGAGAUGCAUGAGGCAGUUUACAGCCAUCAUGGCUAGGACCUCUUGAUAGCCUCAUCCAUCACAAAUUUGUUUAUUCCCCCUGUAAAGCUGUCGAGUAUUCCAAAUCCCUGUUCAACAGAGACCACAGUAGCUGUGUGUUGACUUAGCUGAGGGCUUUAUUGAUUACUGAAGGAAGAGCUGAGGCAAGAGGGGAGAUACGUUAAAGUGUGUGGCAAGAGGAUGGAUUGAGAGCUGCUCUUCAAGUUAUGUCAAAUGAGGUGUUGUUGUUUAGUCGUUUAGUUGUGUCCAACUCUUCGUGACCCCAUGGACCAGAGCAUGCCAGGCACUCCUGUCUUUCGCUGCCUCCCGCAGUUUGGUAGUUCUUACAUUCCAGGUUCCUAUCAAUAUUUUUCUUUACAGCAUUAGACUUUCCUUUCGCUUCCAGGCAUAUCUGCAACUGAGCGACCUUUCGGCUUUGGCCCAGCCGCUUCAUCAGCUCUGAAUCUACUUGUACUUGUCCUCCGCUCUUCCUCAGUAGCAUGUUGGACGCCUUCCGACCUGAGGGGCUCAUCUUCCAGCGUCAUAACUUUUAUAUGCCUGUUGUCUUUGUCCAUGGAGUUUUCUUGGCAGGGAUACUG
Podarcis raffonei (Aeolian wall lizard) is the source of this 1944-nucleotide messenger RNA. It is a transcript of the gene MFNG, whose product is annotated as MFNG O-fucosylpeptide 3-beta-N-acetylglucosaminyltransferase. The coding region runs from base 69 to 1142 and encodes 357 amino acids. Lineage: Eukaryota; Metazoa; Chordata; Lepidosauria; Squamata; Lacertidae. Gene Ontology annotation, biological process: regulation of Notch signaling pathway. Gene Ontology annotation, cellular component: membrane. The record is from RefSeq and is a predicted model, not a curated record. Gene Ontology annotation, molecular function: O-fucosylpeptide 3-beta-N-acetylglucosaminyltransferase activity. The transcript is spliced from 8 exons.